GGAAUAUUUGUUUGGUGUUCUUUCUUUCUUCUUAUAAUUAUAUGUCCACCACCUAGCUCCACUCACUCUCACUUCCAUUUUCUUGAAAAUACAUUAAUACAUACAUGCAAAUAACUUCCAACAUUACGUAUAUAUUUACGACCAAAUAUAUAUUUGGCUUAAAAAGAAUCAAGAAGAAUUGAAGUUGUGUUUGAGAUGCUAAUUGAGUAUGGUGUAAGAGAGGGGAUUUGGAGUGGGGAUUUGCCUCUCUAAACUCCCCACAAAAAGCUUAAUUCCCUUUUUGUUUUAUUUCUUCAUUUAGCAUGUGUGAGAGAGUGUGAGGGGGUUAGAAGGUCAAUAAUAUUAAAAUUCAGAUUUGUUGAAUUCCCAUGAAUGGAGGAAAUUCUAUGAUGCUUCCUGGCUGCAAAUGGUGCAGAAGUAAAGGACUGAUCAUGGCUUCUUUGAAUCCAAGACUAGAGACUUUUUCUCCUUUCAGGGAAUAGAUCAACAUUAGCUAAAUCCCCAUAGCAUAUAGUAUUAGCUCUAGUUUGCGUUUCGGUCAUUAUAGUUGUUUCCUUCGGUUCAUCGUGCUUUCUUUUCUGUCAUUAUAGGUUUUUUAUGUGUACGAAAAACUUGAUUGAAACUAGGCAUUUCACUCGAGGGCAAAUCUCCUUUGGCAAUAUAUAUCUGGCAUCCGAAAGAACCUUGAUUCUUUUCGUGGCCAUUUAUACAAAUAUCUAUCCAUCUUUAUAUCAAAAAUUGUUCGGCAAGUUUCUUUUGGCGCUAGCAGAAGUUCUAGUUGAAUGUAAUCCAUUUUUUUCUGCAAAAAAUCUGGCAUAUAGGGUGUCUCUUGCAGACACUGUUUCCCAUUUACGGGCAAAUCUCCUUUUGGCAAUAUCGGGUGUCUCUAGCAGACCCUGUUUCCCUUAUACGGGCAAAUCUCCUUUUGGCAAAUCAUCUCCAAUAUCUUUGGAGAUACUAUCGUUUUUUCUAUCGUUCCUCGAUAGUGAUAUCAGUUAUCCUUCCAAUAUCACAAGGAUCAACGACUCAACGUGAUGGAUGUGUUUUUUAGUGACUUUGAUAGCUACAGUGAGGGUAGCUCUGAUGAACAAGAAGAUGAUGAGUUCUUCUACAGUGGACAAGCAAGCUCUAUUCUCUCUAAUCUUCAAGAAAGUAUCGUGAAAAUCGAUGAUUUGUUAUUAUUUGAGAGAAGAUAUGUCCCUGGUGACAUUGUUCGUUUGGUUAAUGAUCGUCCUUUUUUACAAAUAGGCAGAGUCACGGAUAUUGAAAUGGUUGUGGAUUUGGAGAAUGUUGAUGGAAAGAAACUAAAAGGAAUCAACUCCAAGAACCUGCAAAGAAUUCGUUCGAUCUCAACCAAUGACUAUGUCAUAUGGGGUCCAUGGGUUGGUAAAGCUGACCACAUAACGGAUUCCGUUACUGUCUUGUUCGAUGAUGGUACCAAAUGUGAAUUUACGUUGACUGGCAUGGAAAUGGAGAAGCUCGUACCAAUAUCUCCAGAUUUGUUUGAUGAUUCACAGUACCCUUAUUAUCCAGGACAGCGAGUCAAAGCUGUGAACUUAGCCCAGUCAAAGUCAAAGUCAACCCAAUGGCUCUGCGGGUCGAAGAAUGAAAAACAUGAUGAAGGGACCGUCUGCACGGUGGAUGCAGGGUUGGUCCAAGUGACCUGGCUAGGUUGUGCAGUAAUUGAUUUGGAAACAAUACCAGUGCCACCAUCUUUACAAAAUGCAAAAGAUUUGACAUCUUGUUUUUCUCAGUCAAAUUGGCAGCUUGGCGAUUGGUGUGUGUUACCAAAGAUUGACCACACGGGUUUUAUGAAUCACACAGUUCAUAAACAAUCAAAUCGACAUUUUGGUUUUCAAGAGGUCUUUUUAAUUGCUCAAAUGAAAUUUAAAGUUGAUGUCUUGUGGCAAGAUGGAACCGAAUCGUAUGGGUUAGAUUCAAGUUCUCUUGAUCCUGUCAACACACUUGAUGCUCAUGAUUUUUGGCCUCAUCAAUUUGUUCUCGAGAAAGAAACGUGUGAUGAUCAAGAAAAAAAGUGGGGUCUCGUGAAGGUUGUCGAUACAAAUGAGAAGACAGUGAAGGUUAAGUGGGAAUCUGAAUUAAAAGAGGAAACUGUGAGUGCUUAUGAGCUGAGGGAGCACCCUGACUAUUCUUAUAGUCAGGGUGAUCUCGUGUUUCGGCUACAGAGAGGGCAUAACUUAAAAAACAGUGAAGAUACUGACAAAUGUGGCACUAAUCUUUACUUGGAUCAUAUUGGGAUUGUAAUUGGCAUAAAAAAUGGUAUUGUUGAAGUCAAAUGGGCUGCAGGUUCUACGUCCAAGGUUGCACCUCAAGACAUUUUUCGAGUUGAAAAGUCUGAAAGUGUCUCAGCAACGCCUUUGAUCAACAAUGACAGUAUCGAGCCGAAUCAAGAGAAAUCCAGGCACGAUAACCAUUCACCGGAUCAAUGUGAAAAGUGUUUCUCGGAUUCUGAUGAUGAGAGAGAUUGCUUAAAGACGUUAUAUGAUUCUACUACUUUUAAAGUCCCACGAGCUGCAAUUGGGUUCUUAUCUAAUGUCGCUAGAUGUCUUUUCGGGUUCUCUCCUUACACAUCACUGUCAAGUGCUUCAUAUCAUGCAUCCGAGAAGGAAACAGUACCAGAUUUUGACAGUGAGGAAGUCAAUCAGGUGGUUGUAGAGACAUCUUCUGAGGAAAACCCUACCGAAUUCAAAGAGUUGGAAGAUGCUUCAGCUUUAUCGACCAACAAGAAUCUCAAAGAGAUCAAGCAGUUUGACAUGGUCAACGAUUGCUUGAACCACCACUUUGUUGAUAGUCCUGAAAAGUGCUCCGCGUCAAGUCAGGUGAAAAAAUCUUGGCUAAAGAAAGUUCAGCAAGAAUGGAAUAUUUUGGCUAACAAUCUUCCUGAAACAAUAUACGUCCGUGUGUUUGAAGAAAGGAUGGACCUCUUACAAUCGGUAAUCAUCGGGGCACCAGGGACUCCUUAUCACGACUGCCUCUUCUUCUUUGAGAUCUUCCUUCCCCAGGAAUAUCCUCAUGAGCCUCCGAUGGUGCAUUAUGAAUCUGGCGGGUUAAGGGUCAACCCAAAUUUGUAUGAGUCAGGGAGGGUGUGUCUUAGCCUUCUCAACACCUGGACCGGGACAGGGACCGAGACGUGGAACCCCAAUGGUUCAACAAUUCUUCAAGUUUUACUCUCUCUUCAGGCCUUGGUGCUUAACCAAAAACCUUACUUCAAUGAAGCUGGGUACGACCAGCAAGUUGGAAGUCUUGAGGGUGACAAGAACUCGUGUAGCUACAAUGAGAAUGCGUUCCUUAUGAGUUGUAAAACCAUGCUUUACAUACUUCGCAAGCCACCUAAGCAUUUUGAAGAACUUGUGGAAGAGCAUUUCAGCAAACGCUGUGUGCAUAUCUUGAUGGCUUGUAAGGCAUAUCUCGAAGGGGUUCCAAUAGGUUGUGCUUUCGAGAGCCAAAAUCUUGAUCCCGAACUUCAGAAAGUUAAUUCUACUGGUUUCAAGAUUAUGCUCUCAAAGCUCGUCCCGAAGCUCAUAGAAGCAUUUACUGCAAGGGGUUUUGACUGUGGCGAAUAUAGUAAAACGGGGUGGUGGUAAGUCAUCAAAUAACAUAGGCCAUUUUCGGCUCCUACAAGUAUCAAAUCGAAAGAAAAAUAGAAAUUUGAAAGCAUCAGGUGUAUCUCGUAAAUUAUUAGCGAUUUGGAUUUGACAGCUCGUUUACCUAGAAACAAAAAUAUUGGGUUCUAGUUAAAUCAACAAUUACUGUAUAAAGGUUAAGGUAGUUUUUGUUUGGAAGUUAAGAUCUAAGAUUCAGAGAAACAGAGAAAUUUUAAUGCAUGAUUACAUGCUAUUAAAGUACUGUGUAUAUGGAUUUGAACUUUCUCUAGAGAAAGAAAUUACCAAAGUGUUCUAUGUAAUAUAUUACUGUAUUUGUUUGGGUU
Erigeron canadensis is the source of this 3949-nucleotide messenger RNA. RefSeq names its product probable ubiquitin-conjugating enzyme E2 24. The record is from RefSeq and is a predicted model, not a curated record. The coding region runs from base 1035 to 3605 and encodes 856 amino acids. The transcript has 9 exons. NCBI's taxonomy places the organism in Eukaryota, Viridiplantae, Streptophyta, Magnoliopsida, Asterales, Asteraceae.